GCAGCCACCUGAGCCCUCUCCCGCCUCCAGUCUUCUUGACACUGUCUUGAUACCGGGCCAGGGUUGGGAGGAGGAGGAGGAGGAGGAGGAGGAGAGAGCGCGGCAGAUGCUGUGCAAGUCCGCGCUCACUGUAGCCUAA
Molecule: messenger RNA, 139 nt
Organism: Spirometra erinaceieuropaei
Lineage: Eukaryota; Metazoa; Platyhelminthes; Cestoda; Diphyllobothriidea; Diphyllobothriidae
Source: the annotation of a GenBank genome assembly